Messenger RNA from Leishmania major strain Friedlin, 2157 nucleotides. RefSeq names its product putative N(2), N(2)-dimethylguanosine tRNA methyltransferase. The coding region runs from base 1 to 2157 and encodes 718 amino acids. Gene Ontology annotation, molecular function: RNA binding. The transcript has a single exon. Gene Ontology annotation, biological process: tRNA N2-guanine methylation. Gene Ontology annotation, cellular component: nucleus. The record is from RefSeq and is a predicted model, not a curated record. NCBI's taxonomy places the organism in Eukaryota, Euglenozoa, Kinetoplastea, Trypanosomatida, Trypanosomatidae.
AUGUCUGUGAGGUCCGGUCAGUUCAACUACGACGCCGUCGCGCGCGAAUCCCCGGUCGGCUUUACGAAGAUCACGGAGGGGACGACAGCAGUGCUGGAGCCGCCGCCGAAGAAGAAGACAUGCACGUCUUCGGCUGCGCCUGCGCCGGCUUCGAACCUCAGCGACGAGGAGGCCGACAACCAGCUGGUGGACCAGGCCGUCUUCUACAACCCGGCGCAAGUGGUAAACCGGGACUUGAGCAUCAGCGUUAUCGAGGUCUUCUCGCGACUGCGGCUGACGGAGCCGCGGCGCCGCGGCGGCACGAAUGAGGGGAUCACUAUCCUCGAGGCCCUCAGCGCCACGGGGCUGCGAGCGAUUCGCUACUACAAGGAGAUUACCAAUGUGCGCUACAUCAUCGCCAACGAUAUGGACGCGGACGCGGUGGACUGUAUCGUGCGCAACUGCGCGUACAACGGAGUCCCGGUUCAGUACCCAACCUUGAUGGCGAACAUGCCGGCCGCCGCGAUUGAACUUUACGCAGGCGAGGCAGAGGCGGAGAAGGGUGAGUCGGCGACUGGUGCGUCGCCCAGAGUUGGGGUGCGCGCCGGCGGCGCCAUCUUGCCGAACCUUGACGACGCCAACGACCUCAUGUUCCGGCUGGCGAUGAACAGCAACGCGCACCCGGGAAAGCGCGUCUGCCUCGUCGACGCACCGGCGGAGACAUCGGCGACGGCGUCGCUGCGUCCGCUGCUGCAGCAGGAGCUGAUGGACGUCGUCGAUCUUGAUCCAUACGGCUCCGCGUCGCCCUUCCUCGACGGCGCCUUUCGCUGCAUCAAAGAGGGCGGGCUGAUGCUGGUGACGAGCACAGAUAGUGCCAUCCUGUGCGGCAACUUCGCCGACACCGCCCAUGCCAAGUACAGCUCGAUGCCCUACAAGGCCGCCCACUGUCACGAGGCCGCGGUGCGCACGCUGCUCGCCUGCGUCGAGCGGGUGGCCAACCGGCACCAGAAAUUCAUUGUGCCGCUGCUGUCACUCCACAUCGACUUCUACGUACGCUGCUUCUUUCGCGUCUACAAGCAGCCGGCCGAGACGAAGCUCAGCGCCUGCAAGCUCGGGUACCAGCUGCAGUGCUCGAGCUGCUCAGCAUUUUGGGUGCGGCCGAUGGCGACGGCGCGGCAGCCCCGGCCGUCGCGGCAGGAGCGCCGCCGGCAGCGGCGCGCUCUCGCAGGACGCGUCAACAGCGACGCAGAUGAGGCGGAGGAGGAAGGCAAGACCGCCGAAGGCGCGGCGGAGGCCUCGCGUGCGCAUGCUCGUCCGCGUCGGCUCUCAAAGCGCGUGCGGGACGGCAGCGACGAUGACGAGGCGGUGGCACACGACGUUGACGGUGUUCGCACGGAGGUGUACCCCGCCUCGCCGAGUCGCCAUAGCCAUCCCAAGAUCACACCCCUCACACUACAGCAGAUGCCGAGCGCCGCCUCCGCGACGUCGACAACAGCCGCAACGGCGUGUCCGGUGUGCGGCAGCAGCAUCGUUCUCUCCGGCCCCCUCUAUGCAGCCCCCACGCAGAAUUGUGAGUUUCUCCAGCAGCUGCUCGCGCUGCUCCAUGAACGCGCCAGCGAGGGGCGACUGAACGCGGAGGCUCGCAUCACCGGCCUGGUCCGCAUCGCCCUCGAGGAGCUGCCAGACUGCCCUCUCUUCUACUUGCUACCCGACGUCGCGUCCUACGUGAGGGUGCGCUGCCCGCCAACGCCGUGCAUUGUUGGUGCAUUGGCGCGGCUUGGUUACCGCUGCAGCCAGGUGCACUGUGCCGCCGCAGGGCUCAAGACGGACUGCCCACCGGAGGUGCUGUUCCGGGUAAUGCUGCAGUGGAAGACGGUGCAGGACACGCUGGAUCCAGUCGGUGAAGCAACGAUCGAGGACGGCGCUGACAAGAGCAAGAAGAAGGCCCCGGCAGCGUCCACUGCACCUCGGUCGCUGUUGGUGACGCCACUGGCGGAGGCGGACUUCACGUACGACAAGGCACACGACUUUCGCGGUCGCGUCACUGGUGUGGCCAAGUUCGUGCCGAACGCGUCGGGCUGGGGGCCGCGUCGGCGUCACCGAGGGGCAGCAGCGGUGCCCGAAGCGGUGGAAUGUGGCAACGGUGAAGACAACGACGGAGGCAGCGGAGAGGCGUGA